Messenger RNA from Chelonus insularis, 2526 nucleotides. RefSeq lists its product as uncharacterized. Gene Ontology annotation, cellular component: chitin-based extracellular matrix. Gene Ontology annotation, molecular function: structural constituent of chitin-based larval cuticle. The transcript is spliced from 4 exons. The record is from RefSeq and is a predicted model, not a curated record. Bases 59 to 1282 code for a protein of 407 amino acids. NCBI's taxonomy places the organism in Eukaryota, Metazoa, Arthropoda, Insecta, Hymenoptera, Braconidae.
AAAAUGCGAUUAAUUUAUUAGAAAAAAAAAAAAUUUUCUUAUCUGUGUAAGUCUCGACAUGUUGACUGUGUGGAUACCUAUUAUUGUCAUUUAUUUAAUUAGGAUUUCGGUAUUCGGUCUAACGCCAGAUGAGAUCGAAGCACAAAGAAGUGGGUGGAAUGUUGACCCUAACACCCAAUAUCAUAUCCAAACUGAUGAAGGUCCAGAGAGAUAUUUUCGAUUUCAAACACUUAAUGGCCAAUUUCGAAAGGAAAAAAGACUUGAAGAUGGUACUGUUAUAGGAACUGAAGGAUGGCUUGAUCCUCUAGGGUAUUUAAGAAUUAAAGAUUACAUUGCAGAUCGUGAAGGCUUCAGAAUACUUAAGUCCAAAAUGAUCUUUGUUGGCAAAGACAGACCUAUUGAGGAUGCAGUUGCUGCAAGCAAACGAGUACCACCAACAAGUGGAAUUUUAACAACUCCCAGGCGACCUCCAAAUCCAUUUAGACAAUCUUCCUUACCUGAAAUAUCAAGCAAUAGUAUUGAGUCCAACACAAUAAAACCUCUGCAAGAAUUUUCACCAUUAGAUUCUACGAAAAGAUAUAGUUCAUCAUCAACAACACCAUAUCCAAAACCGAGUUAUUUUUCAACAACUAUAGCACCUAUUGCUAUCACCAACGGAAUACCAAAACCAAUUGCUGGAUAUAUUAAACCAAAUUAUCCUCGACGAUCAGGCUUUAGACGUCCUUAUUACCGGAAGCCUUAUCCAUUUGCUUCACCAGUUCAAUCAACGAUUGCAGCAAGUCAAUUUAAUCAACCUGAAUCUAUAAAAGUGACUCCAGAAUCUUCUUACGGUGUUUAUAGGCAUGAUAGUAGACGAUAUAGAGCAGCUCUUGCUUCAGAAAAAUUUAACAAUACUAGACAAAUCAGGUCGCGGCGACCUAAUCUUCCAAAUGAAAGGUCAGAUAGUCAGACAAGUGGAAAUAAUCCUGUUUUCUUUGUGAACAGUCCGAAUAGUCGAAAAGCUCGUAUUGCACAAGGUUCCAGAGAUUAUGAUUUUCCACCCUAUGAUGGAACUCAUACGACAUCUGAUGGGUUUCAAUAUUAUUUAAAAACCCAUUAUCAUGAAGAAGAGCAGCAACCUGAUAAAAGUAUUGGCUCAUUUGGUUAUAUUGAUCCUUUUGGGAUCAGGCGAGUGGUUUAUUACAAAGCUGAUGGACAAGAUGGAUUUUUUCAUAAAAAGAAUAAUCGAUACGUAGGAUUUGAUGCUACUCCUUAUGAUCCAGUGCCACCUAAGACGAAUUGAAAAUAUAUCACAGGAAGCCAUUUACGUGAAUUUCAGUCAAAAGCUUCCUUUCCGUCCUAAAUGCCUUAUAAAAUAAUAAUAAGUUCAUUCGACGUGCCAGUCGAUGGUUUUACGUGUACGUAAGACAAUCGUAUGAAUGCAUAGCUUGUAAGACCUUUUUUUAGCUUCAAGUUCACAUAAUCAUUAUUUAUCUUUAUAACAAUUUCAUCAAUCUCAUAAUUGUCUAAUUUUUUUUUAACUAUAUUUUGUCAUAUAUGCUUUACAAUGCAAUGUUGAAGGUUAACAGAUAAGGUGCUUGAAAUUGUCUUGAUGUUAUUUCUUAAAACUGACAGACCCAAAGAUAGAAUUGACGUAAAGCUGAGUGUAACGGUAAAAUAAGUGGAUCAAGAUUAUGACAUAUUUAAUAACGUGGGAAGUCGACAGUUUACAACCGGAUUUAACAAACUACCUACACUUACUUCAUAUUAAUAGUUAUCUUUUUUACAUUUCAUUUUACAUCAUUCAAUGUUGGAUUAAAGAUGCUGAUACUUAAAAAAGAUAUACGUGUCAAGUAAAUGUUUAAAAAUUGUUUAAAUUUGUCUCCAAGUAAGAUUAUCGUCAUAGUUUUAUCCAUAUUUGAUUAUUUAUUGCGUAUGAUUAUUUUUUCCUAUGCAAAAAGCAUACAAAAAUGCUGUACAAUAUUCAUUGUAAAAUAUUUAGCAACGUACAAAUAAGAAAAAUAAUUGUGUUGAUUAUAUUCCAACCACGUACAUAAAAGGAUGAUUUAUUUUACACGUGCAUCCACUUGAAUAAAAAUGUGUUAUUGAAUUUAUAACGCAAAAAGUUCUGAUAAAAAAUAUAUUAUUAAUUUAUCUAUUUGUAUAGAACGGUUCUAAAAAGUGUUUUUGAAUUUUUCUUUUCAUUAUUUCAAACUUUAUGUGCAAAUGAAUGAAUGAAAGUGUGAUAAUAUUAAUUAACUUUGUGACAAUGAACUAUGGAACAUUAUUUAAAAAUUAAUAAUUAGCUGUUAUUAAUUUUUUUAUUAAUAUUAAUUAAUGAUUAUUAAUUAUUUAAUAAAAUGGUGCUGUUAUUGCUCUGAUGAUCACAGUUCAUUCAAGUUUUGGUGAAUUUAUUGGAAUUUUUUCCAUUUACAUGGUUAUGGCUAAUAAACAAUAAUUUUAUAAGUUAUUAAUACUUUUAAGAUAACAUUUUAAUGCACUUUGGCCUCAGAGCAACACAAUUAAGUACCUGUAAUUAAACUAGAU